Ilex paraguariensis (yerba mate) is the source of this 4271-nucleotide messenger RNA. The record is from the annotation of a GenBank genome assembly. NCBI's taxonomy places the organism in Eukaryota, Viridiplantae, Streptophyta, Magnoliopsida, Aquifoliales, Aquifoliaceae.
UCCCUAUCGCUUCCUCCUCUUCGAGUCUCAGAGACUCUCGCUUCUUUCUGCUUCUCUCAGUCGAUCGAUCCCUAGAAACUCCUCUUCUUCGAGUUUCAGAGACUCUUGCCUCUCUCACCGCUCCUCUUUGAAGCCACAAGCAUCCCAGGAAGAAGAGAAUGUCAUCUUCAGAUGAUGAGGUUGAAGCUCUGCCACAUACUGUAUCAAACUACCACUUUGUGGAUGAAAAGGAUGAGCCCAUUGCUUUUUCGCAGUUGCCAGUUCAGUGGAUUGAGAAUGAGAGCCUCGAUGGCAUGAAUAAACAAAUAUUUUUGCAUGGAACUGCUGAUAAUGGGCUUCAGAAAAUAUAUAAGCAGGUCACAGCAUGGAAGUUCGAUCUAUCAAAUGCAGAACCAGAGAUAUCAGUGCUAUCAAAGGAAAAUAGUUGGAUGAAGCUUCACAAGCCAAGGAAGAGUUUUGAAGAUGUAAUAAGGACGAUCUUGAUCACUGUGCACUGCUUACACUUUGUGAAAAAGGAUCCAGAAUCAUCUGGGAAAGCUUUGUGGGAUCGUUUGUCUAAAGUAUUCAGCUUGUACGAGAUUAAGCCUUCACAGAAUGAUCUCGUGGAUCACAUGGAUUUAAUAAGUGAAGCUGUUAAAAGGGAUGAAACAUUAGGGAAAUCCAAGUUUUUAGUUACAUUUCUGGAGGAGAAGCCUAAGAAGAGUAAAGCUUUUGAAGAGGAUGCUGUAACCACAGUUAAGUCUGAAUUUAUAGUUGAUGAUGAUAUGAUUGACGAACCCGACGAAGAUGGGUCUGAUGACGAUGAUGCGGGAGACCUGUUUGAUUCUGUCUGUUCAAUUUGUGAUAAUGGUGGUGAACUUUUGUGCUGUGAAGGGAGGUGCAUGAGGUCGUUUCAUGCAACUAAAGAAGCCGGUUCUGAUUCAAUGUGUGAAUCCCUUGGCCUUUCUGAUGAGCAAGUGGAAGCAAUUCAGAAUUUUUUUUGUAAGAAUUGCCAACAUAAACAACACCAGUGCUAUUCUUGUGGGUAUUUGGGUUCUUCUGAUAAAUUGUCUGGUGCUGAGGUCUUUCCUUGUGUUUCUGCAACCUGUGGUCGUUUUUACCAUCCAAGUUGUGUAGCAAAACUGCUCCAUCGUGAGAGUGUAGCUGAGGCCGAAAAGCUUCAAAGAAAAAUUGCCUCUGGGGAAACUUUCACAUGCCCUGUCCAUAAAUGUUGUGUCUGUAAACAGGGAGAAAAUAAGAUGGAUCCUGACUUGCAGUUUGCCAUUUGUAGACGGUGUCCAAAGUCGUAUCACAGGAAAUGUUUACCCAGAAUGAUUUCCUUUGAAGAUGUAGAGGAAGAGGGCAUCGUACAAAGGGCUUGGGAAGGGCUUAUGCCCAAUCGUAUAUUGAUAUAUUGCUUAAAACAUGAGAUUGAUGAUGAACUGGCAACCCCUGUAAGAAACCACAUAAAAUUCCCUUUUGAUGAUCGACAAAAAAAAAAGCAAGUGUCAGAAUUGCCAUCUAGCAGAGAGCAAGUUGCGCCAAAGAGGAGAAGUCUGGCCUUAGACGAUACUUUUGGGAAGAGAACUGUUGUGAAACCGCCAAAGUUAUCUUCAGCUUUAAAGCAGGGUGAUUCUUUGAAAAAGAAUGACGGAAGAUUGUCUGGAUCCAGUUCCUCAAAGAAACUUAAAGUAAUGGAUACUUCCAGAAAGACUUUGACCAAGACUUCUUCUUUUAAAGUCAAUAAGUCCAACACUGAUGAAAGCAAGACCUCUUUAGGGGACAGGCUAUAUGCCCUGAUGAAUAAGGAUUCCGAUCCAGACAAAACGAGGAAGGAGGACAUAACUAGUAGUGAACAUGAGGAAACUCAGUCUGUUGAACCUCCUGCAACGGAAGCGAGAAGUUUGCCACCUUUAGAUGCUGAUGCGAAGAGGAGAAUAUUGGCUUUAAUGAAAGAUGCUGCAUCUUCAAUAACGCUGGAACAGGUCAUUAAAAAGCACAAAGUGCCGAUCACACAUGCAUACUCAUCCAGAAGUGCUGUAGACAAGACAAUUACCUUGGGAAAGGUGGAGGGUUCUGUUGAGGCUCUUCGCACAGCUUUACAGAAGCUAGAAGAAGGGUGCAGUAUUGAAGAUGCAAAAGCUGUGUGUGAGCCUGGGCUUCUCAACCAGAUAAUGAGGUGGAAGAACAAGCUAAAAGUGUAUCUGGCACCAUUUCUAUAUGGGAUGCGCUACACAUCUUUUGGUCGCCAUUUCACAAAAGUGGACAAGCUGAAAGAGAUUGUUGAUAAGCUCCAUUGGUAUGUUCAAGAAGGUGAUAUGAUUGUUGAUUUUUGCUGUGGUUCUAACGACUUCAGUUGCCUUAUGAAAGAAAAACUUGAUGAGAUGGGGAAGAAUUGCACAUACAAAAACUAUGAUGUUUUACAAGCAAAGAGUGAUUUUAACUUUGAGAAGAGGGACUGGAUGAGUGUCCGUCAAAAGGAGUUACCAGCGGGGUCACAAUUGAUCAUGGGGCUAAACCCUCCUUUUGGAGUAAAUGCUGCCCUUGCAAACAAGUUUAUUAACAAAGCACUUGAGUUUAAGCCAAAGCUUCUUAUCCUUAUAGUUCCACGGGAGACAGAAAGAUUAGAUAAGAAGGAAUCUCCAUAUGAUCUGGUGUGGGAGGAUGAUGAGUUGCUUGUGGGAAAGUCUUUUUAUCUGCCUGGAUCUGUUGAUGUGUAUGACAAACAAUUGGAGGAUUGGAAUGUGAAUGCACCACCUCUUUAUCUUUGGAGUCGCCCAGAUUGGACUGCCAAACAUAAGGCGAUUGCUCAACAGUGUGGCCACUUAUCCAAGUUACGAGAAAAGCUAUCUCUGGAGGAAAAUGGUUUUGAAACACGUGUGUCUGAUCUGACAGUGGAGGGUCAUGAUCUUAAUGGUGGGACUCCCAUGCUGGUGGAUGAUCAUCAUGUCCCAGAUGAACAAGCACACCUCCAAGAAAGAGGUGCUAGUUUGACUGAAAGUCCUAAUGAUGGCUUCCGUCACGGGAACAGUGGCAUGGAAGGCCACGAGAAUCAUGGCCAUGGGCAGAAUUUAUCAACCAAAAAUUCAAAGAAGAGACAUCGUGGUGAAAGAAAGCGAGAAAGAGGAUCAGGCAAGAUGUCACAGGAUGACCAGAAUGGCCAACGUUCUCAGCCUCGACAUUCUCCACCCAGUAUAGCUGGUGACAAAUCAUUGGACAGUCAGUCAUCUAAACUUCUUGAGAUUCUUUCACAUAAAGAUGCUGGGGAACAAAGUUAUGGGCAUUUUGAGCGCAAGAGCAUUUCUGGAUCACAUUCACAAUUUCGGAUGGGAUAUGGGAAUUCUGAUGAAGACAUGGCAAGGAGUUAUGGCUUCAACAGUGAGGAGCCUUACUCAACUUUGACUCAAAGAUUGUCAUAUGGUGCUUCUCCUGGCCCUGAUUACGGGAUUAGGAAAUCAGAGGAACAAUUGAAAGAUCACCAGAGAGCGAGCACAGAUAGCCUUGGUUAUAGGUCAUACUUUACCGAGAUGGAGGAGAAGUAUGGAAGGGAGUCAGAUAUAAGAUCACAGGUUAGGCUUUAUGGGCAACAAGAUCUUGAUUUGUUGAAUGGAAGGGAGUCAGAUAUAAGGUCACAUGUUAGGCUUUAUGGGCAACAGGAUCCUGAUUUUUCGAGUCAAAGAGACAGCUAUAUAGCAGCAGGUCAUAAUCCUGUUUUUUCAUCUUCGUAUGGGCAUAUUGGUUUAGCAGGAGACCCAUCUUACAGCAGGGCACACACAUCCACAAUGCAGCGUUAUGCACCCCGGCUGGAUGAGUUAAACCCUGCAAGGGUAAAUAGUUUGGGGUCUCAGCCACCUUUGCUGAGUAGAAGUGGCAUGUAUGAUCCACCACCUCCUCGGCCUGGAUUUCGAGCUGAUUCAUUAGGCUUUGCUCCUGGUCCUUAUCUUCCCUUCUCACAACAAAACUCAUCUGGCUGGCUUAAUGAGUAGAUGGUUCGACAGCUCCUUCGCCAUGCAUUAUUGAUUGUUCAGCGUGGCGUGGGUGGUGGAAAGUUCCUCAUUUUAUGGUGCUGCUAUUACAUCUGGGGUCUGGUCUGAUAGUAAUGUAACUGUCUUUUGAGCUGACUUCAAAUAUUAAUGUGAUAUAACAGCACACACUUUGGCAGUUGAUGUAUGUGCUUUGAUCUACUCUUUCCAUUUGAUUGUUUUCAGCUUUCCAUUUGUCCAAUUUUACCUCAAUAAACAAGGGUGGUUUCACCGAUGAAAUUGUAGUUGGUUCGAUUUCGUUUUACGAUC